CAAAUCGUGAAUCUUGAAUCUUGAAUGUCCAUCUCAUCGAAAUUUCGAAGAAAGCUGCAUCCCGUCGGCGCGAUUGCAACUACAGCUGCCUGAUCGACUUCCGUUCCGACAUCUCUGAUCCAUAACAGCACCUGCUUGCAGAGAAGACGGACUUCUUACAAGCCAGCUCAUCGGAUCGACACUCCGGAACACUUCCACACAAGCUGGCCCAAGAUGGGCAAGGACGAAUCAAAAAAGGAAGCCAAGAGGGCGAAGCGCCAAUCCGAGGCUGCCGCUGCAGCGCUCGGCGACGUCAGCAUGGUCUCUGCAGCGACAGAUGGAGCAGCAGACGACAAGGCCAAGAGGAAGGCGGAGAAGAAGGCUGCCAAGGCUGCUGCUGCCGCCAUGGCCGGAGAGGAUGACGAGGAUGAUGAGACGGCGGUCAACUUGGACGCGAUCAGUCCCAUUGCUCAUCCAUUGGCGCACAAGAAGCUCUCUAAACGGGUGCUCAAAACGAUCAAAAAAGCGUCCAAGUCGCGAGGGCACGUGAAACGCGGGGUGAAGGAGGUGGUGAAGGGGCUUCGCAAGGGAGAAAAGGGCUUGGUGAUCAUGGCAGGCGACAUCUCGCCUUUGGACAUCUUGUCCCACAUCCCAGUCUUGUGCGAGGAGACGGACAACCCGUACGUCUUUGUUCAGAGCAAGGACGAGCUGGGCGCGGCUAGCAGCACAAAGAGACCCACUAGCGUCGUCAUGAUCUGCCCUACUGGUCUCAAGGGCAAAAAAGAAGUCAAGGAAGACUACACCGAAGAGUAUGGCAACCUUCACACCGAGGUCAAGAAUCUGGACGAGCGCGUGGUUCUGGGCGCGUGAAAUCUAUCUUCUCGCGCCGUCGCAAUUCUUCUCCCAAACCUGUGAUCUCGAAAGGCCGCUGCGCAUGUACACUAGGCACUGUAAUCACACAUCUUGCGUCCUC
Molecule: messenger RNA, 952 nt
Organism: Ceraceosorus guamensis
Lineage: Eukaryota; Fungi; Basidiomycota; Exobasidiomycetes; Ceraceosorales; Ceraceosoraceae
Product: L30e-like protein
Exons: 3
Coding region: 214-849 (211 amino acids)
Biological process (GO): snRNA pseudouridine synthesis; rRNA pseudouridine synthesis
Cellular component (GO): box H/ACA snoRNP complex; nucleolus
Molecular function (GO): box H/ACA snoRNA binding
Source: RefSeq, a predicted model, not a curated record